Molecule: messenger RNA, 1930 nt
Organism: Nelumbo nucifera (sacred lotus)
Lineage: Eukaryota; Viridiplantae; Streptophyta; Magnoliopsida; Proteales; Nelumbonaceae
Product: mitochondrial carrier protein CoAc1-like
Biological process (GO): transmembrane transport
Source: RefSeq, a predicted model, not a curated record
CUUUGGAAUUUCGCGAUAGUGUGUGCACAGAGAGAGGAGGACAGCCGCGGUAAGGGAGAACGUGUCUGGUUCCCUAGAGCUUGCACCUGUUCUCCUUAACCCACUCAUCCUGGUUCACUUUGGCUUUCGUCAAUCUAUUCUCUUUCACCCCCCUUUUUUUUCUUCCAUCGAAAUCGUUGAUUAUUCCUCUCGUAUUUCAAAUGGGUAUCGGUGAAAAUCGUCUUGGAUCCAUGGGAACAAGUUUUUCAUUGAAGGGUUUCCGAUCAUUCCGGCGGAUUUGAUCAUUCUUUGCUUCUGUUGAUGUGUUUGGUUAUCUUCGAAGAACAGGUUCGGUAUGCCGGGAUAUCAAACUUUCUUCUGAGCACUUUCAUGCUAUUGCAUCUGCCUUUUCUACAAAAAGCUUUCUCCUUCUGUCUACCGAGAGACCGAUGGGAUAAAGAGUUCGCUAAGUUGCAGGCUGGUUAAGUCAACUGGGUUUCUUCCAAUACAUACGUUUAUCGGCGUAUAAGUUGAUAGGGUUGCGUUCCUGUGCGUAUUCCUCUGCCAUUUGAGAUGGGUUCCUCUCAAGGGUCCGCUUUGUCGACCAAUGUAGCGGAGUUUGUUGAAAAGCCGUCUGCCCGUGGGGAGGUUUUGUUUGUUGAUUGCUUGCCUACUUAUGUCAAGGAGUUAAUUGCCGGAGGCGCUGCCGGAGCAUUUGCCAAGACCGCAAUUGCGCCCUUGGAGCGGGUCAAGAUACUCAUGCAGACAAGGACGGAAGGGUUUCAUUCUCAAGGAGUCUUUCAGUCCCUAAAGAGGCUGCUGAAGCAUGAAGGCAUUUUAGGAUUGUAUAAAGGAAAUGGUGCUAGUGUUCUUCGUAUUGUUCCGUAUGCAGCAUUACAUUUCAUGACAUAUGAGCAGUACCGAUGUUGGAUCAUAAACAAUUACCCUUCCCUGGGAACAGGCCCUUCCAUUGACCUUUUAGCUGGUUCAGCAGCUGGAGGAACAGCAGUUCUGUGCACUUACCCCUUAGAUUUAGCUCGAACAAAACUUGCUUAUCAGGUGAUGGACACCAAGGCAAGUUUCAGGAAUGGUAUCCAUAGUUAUCAUGCCCAACCGGUAUACAAUGGGAUAAAAGAUGUUUUUAGAAGUGUUUACAUGGAGGGUGGCAUCCUUGCUUUGUAUCGAGGUGUAGGUCCAACACUCAUUGGAAUUCUUCCAUAUGCUGGUCUUAAGUUCUAUGUAUACGAGGAACUUAAGAGGCAUGUUCCUGAAGAACACCAAAAAUCCAUCAUAAUGCGCCUAUCCUGUGGAGCUCUAGCAGGGCUAUUUGGACAGACCUUCACAUACCCACUGGAUGUGGUGAGGAGACAGAUGCAGAUUCAGAGUCUUCAACCAUCAAACCAAGGAGGUGAUCCUAGGUACAGGGGCACAUUUCAAGGGCUUACCACCAUCAUCCGCAAUCAAGGAUGGAGACAAUUGUUUGCUGGCCUAAGCAUCAACUAUUUAAAGAUUGUUCCAUCCGUGGCAAUUGGUUUCACCGCAUACGACGUGAUGAAGUCUUGGUUACGUGUUCCACCCCGGCAAAAGUCUAAAUCAGUGUCAGCUGCAUGAAGGCAUAGCAUUAUAUUAAAAUAUCUUACUACAAAAGGAAAACUAUCUGCCGAAAUCCAAAUAAGGUGUGACACUAUUGCCAUGUGGGGACAAGGGGUUUUGCUUUGGACAGUUAUAGAGUUCAAGAUGGCUUGCUGGAUGUGUUAUCUGAAUUGAAUCAUGCACUCUCUGCUUAUCCAGCGACUGUACAUUUCUUGUGUCCUCUUAUUUUUGCAUGGAUGAAGAACAAAGACUAACUUGCACAUUGUAUAUGGUUUCAAUUUUGAAACGGGUAAUAGCUCAAUUCUUGUUUUGUAAUAUACAUUGCUUUUAAAUGCCAGCGAACAGUUUUUUUUUUUCU